CCUGCGAGUUUGUGAAUACAUUUGGAAGUUUUUGGACACGUUUUCCAACGCAAAACGUGAAAUUAAGUCGACAAGAGAAGACUUGUGGGAAGAAAAAAAGAAAGAAAAAGAAAAAAAAGAUGCUGGAUCGUUGUAACCAAACUGUUCAGUCACUGCUCUUUGGAUGCCUGGCUUGUCUUGUGGUGACCUCUGUUGUAAAUGCAGAUGGUCGAGUUUUUGUGUUGGACCUGAGGAACUCCUCUGGCCUGCAGGGCUUCAGAGAUGCUGAGCAAGCUUGCGCCUCACAACAUGCCCGCUUGGCAUCAGCAGAGGAGCUCCGUCACGCCGUGGUGGAGUGCUUCUUCUCCCCGUGCACCCGUGGGUGGCUCUAUGGAGGGACAGUAGGGACCACGGUGUGUAACAUUGUGGGCAGCGCACUGAAAGCUGUGGAUGUGAGGAUAGAGAAUGCUACAGACGACACAACGCACCUGGACGCCUUCUGUGUCAAAGACAAAGACGUGCCGUGUGGAGACCCUCCAUCCUUCCCUAACGCACGUCUGCAGGGGCACUCUGGGUUCGAGAUGGGCGACGAGCUGCUGUACUCGUGUGUUCCAGGUUAUGUGAUGCCCAGUGGACAAGCUGCCUUCAGCCUGCUGUGCGACAGCUGUGGGGAGUGGUAUGGACUGGUGCAGAUUUGUGUCAAGGAUGAGACUGAAAGUCACGUAGACUACGAGGACAAGUUCACGGAUUCCUAUGGGGAGGCCGAGCACCACAACGUGAGACCAGAGGAGGCUCAUGGUGAGACGUAUGAGGAGGUGCAUGGAGCUGCACAUCCAGAUGGGAAGACGAGUCACGUGCAGCAAGAGACAAGUUUCAGUGUCAAAGUCGAGGAGGAGCACCAAGACCAGCAUGGAGAGCCUGAAGUGGGAGGAAAGGUGACUGAGCAUGGUGAAAAAGAGGCUGUAGAGAAAGGAGAAAAAAGUGAGGAACGGGCUGUCGAGGACUUCACAGGUCAUCCUCGGUGGGAGCAGGAGAGGAGGGAAGUGGUCCGGACUGAUGCAGCUGCAGCCACAGAGGCACCCGUCUCUCUUCUCUCCCAAAAACACCUGUUCUGGUUCCCCUCCGAGGCUUUCCAGGAGGAGGAACCUCUUGUCUCCACCAACCCGGCCACACAGACAACACAGAGAGCCUCAGGCGCUCAAUCAGAGGAGAGCAAAGAGCAUGAGAGCCAAGAAAGACCUCACCACCAACGUCCUGUUGAUGCUGACGAUCAUCAUCACGAUCGCGACAGCUAUGAUGGUCCUGAUGAUAACGAUGAUCAUGAUGACAGCCGCCACGAUGACCAGGACGUCCAUGAAGACAGCCACUAUGAUGAUCACUAUGACAGUCACCAGGACGAAGACCAUGAGGAGUCUGUGAAGCAUCCAGCUCAGCAUGAUGAUCUGGACAGUAGGGAACACCACGACAAACACGAUGAUCACGAUGAUCACAAUGAUCACGAUGAUCACGAUGAUCACGAUGAUCACGAUGACCACUACGACAUGGGCGAACACGAAGAAGACCGUGAUCGUGUUCGCUAUGGCAGUCAGGAGUAUGAUGAUCGAGAUGACACUUAUGACGAUCACGAUGACCAUGGCGACGAUGAUGGAGAACAUCCAGACGUUUCUGAGGAACAUCCAGACCAUGACGACCACGAUGACGGUGAGGAACAUUACGACCAUGAAGACGACCAUUACUCUGACCAUGACGAUCACGAUCACGAUGAUCAUGAUCACAAAGAAGAUGACAGCUAUGACGACCACGACAGCCACGAAGACGAUGAUGGUCGUCAGCACUUGAUCGUUUCUAUAGCAACUGAUGAACGUCAGAACGCCUCCCACAGAGGAGCGGGGGUAAAGGCCACCACAGAUGAGACCUGGCUGGACGGCUACCCAGUUGUUCCAGCAGAAACAGAAAACGGUGACUCCACGGAGGGGAGACCAGAGGGUAAAGAAAGGGGGAGUGUUACCAAGACAACAGACAGACCCAAUGAGGUGGAAAUUCGUCGGCCUGUUUCUUACACCAGCUUACCAGAGGAGCACGAAUCUCCCACCACUGUGCCUGAAUUGGAUCAAGGGGUGGUGGAGGAGGUAUGGCCCAGCUUCAUCAGGACCCCUGCUCCCUCCGCUGACCAUUUAGAUCCUUCGGGCUCCCCCUCAUACUCUGACACCCUGGACUACGACACACAACAGGCAGCUCCCACCCACUCCUGGCUGGGCGACCUCACCGAACACCCCUUCCUCGAUCACGGCCCAGCUCCUCCGGUGCACGACGACAACGUCUUCACCGGAUCGAUGGAGGAGCACAACCUGCCCGGUGAGACCGGUGAGAGGGGCGAUGUGGAGGGGGAGAUGGGGGAGACGAUCUGUGUGGGUGAGAACUGCCCUCCUCGUCCUCCAAGCUCCUCCAGUCGAGGUCCAACGGUGGCGGCCAUAAUCGUGGCGGUGUGCGCAGUCGCCACGGCGGUCAUCGUCGGGGUGUGGUGUUACCGACGGCAGCAGCAGAAGAGUUCGGUAUAUGAGAUGAAUGGGAAGGGCCAAAGUCAGAGCAGACAGGGCCAACAGAUAGAGAUGCAGCAGAAGGUGUAGGAGCCACAGAUGAGGAGAGGGACACUGACGGGAGCUGAUGGCAAGGAUGGGAAGAUUCAGAUGAAUUUUGAAGGAAAGCACAGCUCCUCAUCCUGUUAGAAACUACUGCAUAUUUGAAGAUUUUGAAUAGGUAUAAACAGAUAACUUGCUGCAGCUCUGCCUUCAUAGCAAAACUUUGCCGAACCAGCAGAAAAUUUUAGUAAGAAACUUGGGCGAAACAAGAGGGUAAGAGUUAUCGAUUCCAAGGAAACCCAUCUGUCUUUCUUAUACCUAUCCAUUAUUUUUAAAGCUCUGGCAUCUAGCUGGACACCUAAAGGUGCUGUGACUGGGCUGGACUCAACUCCAGGAACUGAAAAAGGAGAUUAUAAAUAAAUGACCAUGUAGGAAAACCACACAAACACAAGGCCUGCCUGCCUGAAUAUACGAACUGAGAUUUCAACCUCCAAAGCUCUUGGACAUUGUGGUAAAGAUUCUCUGUGUUACCUUUUGUUGAUUUUAUUGAUUGCUCUUUUAAUUUUUGAUAUGUACUGCUCUGGAUUUAUCAUUCAUCUUUUCUGUUCUUUUUUUUUUAUGUUGAUAAAAACUGUAUUUCACUUGUUACUCGACCACAAGAGUGUUGAAGUUCAGAACAAUUCAAACCAAUCGCAGCAGAUUCGGGCAGCUUGUCCCAAAAGAACCGUCUGGUGUCUGUCAGACCGGAAAGAACGGAGACAAAAAGGUGAAUACGGUCAGGUCAGAUGAAGAGAAGCGAGAAGGGAAGGAAAAAGAGGUGCAGUAUGAUGGGAAGAGUAUUUUUAAGACUGUUGGUUUUGACAGUCGGCUGGUGAGACGUAUAGAGGCUUCCAGACUGCAGACUCAGCUCCGUGUAUGUGUGUGAUAGCGUGUGUGUGUGUGUGCGUCUCAGCUCGCCGGUCAUCGUGUUUGAAGUUUCCGACUGAGGAACCGGAGUGGAUGCUGACGGCAUUCAAACCAAGCAGAGACUAAACAUUGAGGUGCUACCAUGGCAACAGAGAAUCACAACCCUAAUUGGUUUGAACUUAAAUUGAUGUUCUGAAUGCUAAGAGUGUCGUCGUCUCCCCCCUAUUAAAGUUCAAUAAAGUAAAUGUAUUUAGAAAAAAUCUAAACUGGGGCUGAAGCACAAGGCCCAAAAUAUACUGUAUAUACGUAAAAGAUAAAUUUAAUAUUUUUAAUACAUCAAUUGGUGAUGUUUCCUCAUUUGUGUCCCGGUUAUUCACAACAUGACGAGGGUCUUCUUGACUGGGAUUAUUUGGCCGUUUAUUGUCUGAUUAGACUUAAUUGGUUGCUAAUUUCGAACAAUGUAUUUAUCUUUUAAAAAAAUCUGUCAUGAACAAAUGAGGCUGAUUAAAAUUGAUAGGUUUUGCCCUUUUCAUUUGGUUUAUUUUCCAGCCUAAAUAAAAAAAAACAAAGGUAUCUGUAGUGUGUUGUAGCUCUGUAUACUUUCAUGAUAUUCUCUCCAUAUUGUGUCAACUAUUUGAAAUAUUUAAAAUAGAAAUAUAUACAAAAGAGUGUAAAUAAAUUCAAAAUAGCCAUAAGAGUGUUUACAUUUCAGUGUCAGAGUGUUCUUCUCUUGAUAAAAAAAAAAAAAAAGAUCUGUAGCACAAUAACUUAAAUAGAAAGUGCUUUAAUUACAAUUAUUGUGAAUGAUGAUGAGUAGAUGAGGCAUUUUACGGUGUCAUCAGUUUUUUCUUAUAUUCAAGUCAACAUCCAGCUGAUUUCUGAGAAGCAUUUUAAUAGUUAUUUUUCAUUUGCAAGUAUUUCAUCAAACGUUUUCAUUUCUGAAUUGAUGCUAAUACGGUGAGAACCUGAGGAAUGAGGUGCCUGUUGUCUGUUUGUUUCUGUAAAUAGGAACCUAUUAACUUGCUGUACAUACUGUAGCAUCACUGGUGUGUGGGACAUACAUUUUAGAUUUACUGUACGUUUUCUUCUUCGCCAAAUCCUUCAAACACGGUCGGCAUUAGACACAGGUCUUACACAGGGUACGCUCAUCUUACUUCGCCUGCUGUUUAAACACAAACUCUGUAUUUGUAGUUGUGUGAAUAAAAACCACACUGUAGAUCAUUGAGCCUCUCUGGACUCCUAAUAAUAACCAUGAUUAUUAAAAUACUGACACUCGUUUAGGGUUUUAAUAGGAAAAGCUAUUAAAACUAACUUGCUCACUGUCAUUCACAAGCUGCAAAGAUUCUUCCUUUUUCUUUUUCAUCUCAAACAGCCUGAUGUGUUGGAUGUCAGGAUGAAAUGUGUACUGUAUGUGUGUUCUCUGAGUCACAAUAAACUUCUAAACAUGUGGUUUUACCUCUA
This is a messenger RNA of Stegastes partitus (bicolor damselfish), 4925 nucleotides long. It is a transcript of the gene susd5, whose product is annotated as sushi domain containing 5. The record is from RefSeq and is a predicted model, not a curated record. Gene Ontology annotation, molecular function: hyaluronic acid binding. NCBI's taxonomy places the organism in Eukaryota, Metazoa, Chordata, Actinopteri, Pomacentridae. Gene Ontology annotation, biological process: Notch signaling pathway; cell adhesion. The coding region runs from base 120 to 2606 and encodes 828 amino acids. The transcript is spliced from 5 exons.